UGUUUCAAAUAUUUUUCUGAUAUUAUGCUUUUGUUUUUCUAAUAUACACACGUUAUGGAUAUUUUUGAAAUAAUUCUUGGAAGUUAUGAAUCAUUUGUGAUCGGUAUCAAAUUCCGUUACAAAAGCCAAAAAUCUAAAGAAUUGGAAUUGGUGCAAUCAUUUAAUGACCAUGUGCAUCAGGCAAGUAUCCGUUCAGUAGCAUGUUCGUCUAAAUACAUGGUAUCUAGUAGUACGGAUGAGACAAUAGAAGUAUAUAACAUGGUCAGGCGAUGCCAUGUGCAUACAAUAUUACAGCACAAUGGUACAGUAACAUCUCUUGCAUUUACUCCAGAUGAAUCGCAUUUAAUCAGUACCAGCGAUGAUGGGUCUAUAGCCAUGUUUGAGACUGGCACAUGGAAGAUAAAGAAACUUUGGGAUAAAGCUCAUAAAGGAUUAGCUGUUGCACACUUGGCAGUUCAUCCUAGUGGUAAAUUAGCAUUAUCUGUUGGAAAAGAUAAAACUUUAAGAACUUGGAAUUUAGUUAAAGGUAGACCUGCAUAUACUACAAAUCAUUCUAGUAUGAGUGCUUAUUACUUUUUCGACAAAAUUAUAUGGUCGCCAGCUGGACAGUAUUAUGCUUUACCUUUAAAUACAAAGUUAAUAAUUUAUAAUGUAGAAACUGCAGGUAUUGCUUUGACUAUUGAAAUCAAUGAAAAAAUACAUGGCGUUACAUUUUUAAUGGAAAAUUUGAUAUGUUUUGGCUCAGAAAAUGGUUCACUGCAUUGUUAUGAUAUUAUUAAAAAAGAAAGAAUAUGGGAAAUGAAAAUUGGAGAUAUCAGAGUGAAAUGCUUGAUAAAAGUUGACAAUUGGCUUGUGACAGCAUUAAGUGAUGGUCAUGUUACUGUCUGGAAACUUAAUGACAGUAAAAAGCCUGUUGAAAGUUGUUCUUUAUUCUUGGAUUGCAGAAUUACAUGCAUAGCAUGUAAUAAUUCUUUCAUAAAAUCAAAAAAUAUAAAAAAUGAAGAAUCAGAGGAAGAAGUGGAAAUCAAAAAUGAUAUUAUUGUGGGUGUAAGUCAACCCAAGGAAACACAGAAAGUCAAAAGAAUAUUAUCAAUAAAUGACCAUCAAAAUAAAAAAAUUAAAUCUUGCAUGAAAAAGAAAAAAAGUUUUUCAUCAAAUUGGACAGUUAGUGAUGAAUGAUAAUAUUUUAAAACAUGUAUUUUUUUAAAUGUUCAUUGGGAUUGUUAUAUUGUUGACAUAAAAAAAUAUA
Sipha flava (yellow sugarcane aphid) is the source of this 1249-nucleotide messenger RNA. RefSeq names its product p21-activated protein kinase-interacting protein 1-like. The transcript is spliced from 6 exons. The coding region runs from base 55 to 1179 and encodes 374 amino acids. The record is from RefSeq and is a predicted model, not a curated record. Lineage: Eukaryota; Metazoa; Arthropoda; Insecta; Hemiptera; Aphididae. Gene Ontology annotation, molecular function: protein binding.